Molecule: messenger RNA, 990 nt
Organism: Pedinophyceae sp. YPF-701
Lineage: Eukaryota; Viridiplantae; Chlorophyta; Pedinophyceae
Source: the annotation of a GenBank genome assembly
AUGUCGUCUUCGGGGGCCACCGCGGGCAACCGUCACAUUUAUUUGGAGGAGAAGCUUGGCGAUGGCUGGUACUGGCGCAUGCACGUCUCGGAAGUGCUGUGCUCGCAGACCUCGCGCUUCCAGGACAUCGAGCUGGUCAAGACGGAACCCUUCGGGACGGCGCUGCUGCUGGACGGCAAAAUGCAGAGCUCGCACUCCGACGAGUGGAUGUACCACGAGUGUCUGGUGCACCCGGCGCUGCUGCACCACCCCAACCCGCGGCGCGUCUUCAUCUGCGGCGGCGGCGAGGGAGCCACGGCGCGCGAGGUGCUGCGGCACAAGUCCGUCGAGCAGGUGGUGAUGGUUGACAUUGACGAGAUCGUGUGCCAGAUGUGCGAGAAACACAUCCCCGAGAACAGCGCCGCGUUCAAGGACCCUCGCCUGAAGCUCAUCAACGACGACGCGCUCGCGCAGCUCGAGGCCGUGCCGGACGGGUCGUUCGACGUCAUCAUCGGCGACCUCGCGGACCCCCUCGAGGGCGGGCCGUGCUACCUGCUCUACACCCAGGAGUUCUACCGCGACGUCGUCAUGAAGAAACUCGCGCCGGGGGGGAUCUUCAUCACGCAGUCUGGCCCCGCGGGCGUGGAGACGUGCCGCGAGGUGAUGUCGUUCAUCCACUCCACGCUCAAGUCCGUCUUCCCCAAGGUGGUUGCAUACCGGUCGUACUUCCCAUCGUUCUGCGACCUCUGGGGGUUCAACGUCGCGUUCUCCAAGGAGCAGGAGCUCCUCUCGGCGGACGAGUUCGACAAACUUGCGCAGGAGCGCAUCACAGGGACCUCCCCGGGCGGAACGGAGGGCGAGCCGCUGCGGUUCCUGGACGGGGAGUUCUUCCGGUCGGCGACUGUCAUGCCAAAGAUCAUCCGUCGGGCGCUUGCAGAGGAGACAGAGCUCUUCACGAAGGACAACCCGCGCUUCCUGGUGUCCGGCGAGGGCCUCGCGGAGAAAAAUUGA